Messenger RNA from Poecilia latipinna (sailfin molly), 5095 nucleotides. RefSeq names its product proline-rich transmembrane protein 3. NCBI's taxonomy places the organism in Eukaryota, Metazoa, Chordata, Actinopteri, Cyprinodontiformes, Poeciliidae. The transcript has 4 exons. The record is from RefSeq and is a predicted model, not a curated record. The coding region runs from base 480 to 3518 and encodes 1012 amino acids.
AGUUUGAUGAUGACAAUCAUAUGUACCCUCAGUUCUACUGUAUGAACAGGUAGAUAUGAAAUGACAGUCAAGAAGUAGCCGCCCGCUGUUGCGUAAGAACCGUGUAAGGCGACCGGUUGGUCGGUAAAGCAGAAGUGUUUAUCCGCUUGUGAGGAAAAACAGUGAGAGGGAGGGAGCGAUGUGGAGAGAGAUGAAGAGGACGGAGGGGGCGUAUAUCCCUUCAGUAGCUCGUGGUUAGGGGAAGAGGCAGCGAUAGUAGAAGGUAGCUGGACAUAGAGGAAGCCCUGGUGGUUCUUCGGAUAAAACGAGGAAGACUACAUUUUUCUGUCAUUAUCACAGAAUGCCUUAGUCCCCUCCCUCCCUUCCCAGCCUGCCGCAACAGACGCCAUCUGAAAGGAUCCGGACAGACCUGCAGUGGAAGGAUGGUGUGACAAAUAAGCCCCAAUUCCCUGAAGGUUCACUUCGCUUCCUUGCUGAAUAUGGCUCUCAAGCUGCUCCUGUUCCAUACCUUGAUCCUAUUCUUCUUCCAUUUAUCCGGUGCACAGACCAUCAUUGGUUCCUCCUCUUCCUUCACAACUCUGAACUUGCCUAGCAACCCACCUUCACCUACCAAGCAGACAAUUAGAUUCUGGCCUUCUUUGCCUCCCAGAGGACGCACCGAUCUUCCCAUCAGAGUAACAAUCCGGGAAAGGUUUACAGCUUUGAAUGCAGUGGAGCAGGGGCAUCGGAUGAUCCAUCCAACGACACAGCUCAACCCAUCUUUAAGUUUUACGCAAUCUCCACAGAAUUUUACAAGGGGGCAAAUUGCAACCCAACCAAUUGUCUCAAGACCCAGGACUGACACAGCUAGUUUAACAUCCAUCAAGGCUUUAAAAAGGGAAGAAGCUGCCAUAACUCCACCUUUUCCCACUUCGCCAUCCCAUCCAAGUCUUGCAGAAGAGAGAUCAAUCGAACGCUCAGAGGAUGUUGAUUCCCAAGGGUUGGGAUCAGGCAGAGCCCUGGCAGAGGAGAAAUCAACUGGUCAUCAACCAACAGUUGCUGAGGAGAUGGCUCAGUAUCGACCACAGGCGCAGACCAUGACCUCCAAAGUUACGGACGAAGAAACACCAUCACUGGAUUAUCAGAAUGAUGAAACUCACCUGUUUUCAUUGACAACCAUCAGUGCAACCUCUACAGUAACACAACAAACACCUAAGGCUGUGGAAUUAACGGGUACACUUGCAGCAAAUCACCCUUCCAGUGACCGACUUCAGCCAAAGCAGGGCUCCUCUGCUGUGACAUCUCCGAAACCCACGUCAAGCUCCGCUGGUAAACAGCCACAGACUGCAGGACAACCUGUCACAAACAGAAGCCCAGCUGGUCCGAAUCCAAACAGUUCAACAGAACAAGAAACCCACACAUCUACAACUGGUCUCCCACCUACUCCGGAGGCUGGUUGGACAGUUACAACUCCAAGUGUCAAAACAGCAGAAAAAGGAAAAAAUACAUCGAGAACUACUGUGCCGUCGAGAGGGGACUCUUCACUUCUUACAACCGGUGUUGUUCCUGUGAUCCGACCCAGAUUUGGCCCCACGUAUCAGAACGAGAGGAACCGCUCUGUUCUGUUGGGAUAUCCACAGCAAGCUCCACACUCCACUUUUAAUCCAGCCCCAUCUCCAAGUGCCAUUCCCUCUACGAAUGGCACACUUCUUUAUUGGGGUGAGUUGAGCCGCACGUUGGCUUUUGCCUGGGAACUGCAUGUCUACGGCACAGCAAGCCUCUUCCUGCUCCUGUUUGCUGGAGCUGCCCUCGGCCUGACUCUGUCCCCCGGAGCGAACUGUCCUCAUCGCGGGGCUCUUGGACUUGCCAAUGCUCUGUUGUUUCUGGCUGGAGGCCUCAGGGCAGUUCUGUUUUUCUUCGACCCUUAUAGGACACGAGGCAUCUUCCCUCGCACAGCAGUUACGGCCCUCUACAACCUGCCUCUUCACCUCUUGGUUUGGGCCCAGGCGUCCCUAGUACUUCUUGCACUGAGGGUGGCAGGAGUCAGUGUGUUACCUCCAACCUUAGAGCACCCCCCUCUGGUGGCUGUGCUUACUGUGUUGCAGUGUACACUACUGUUAGCUGCUGAUCUGUUGUCUCCAGCUCUGUCUCCUGUAGUACCAGUAACCCUACAGGUCCUGUCCCUAUGUUGGGGCCUUGGUAUCUGUUUGGGCUAUCUUUGCUAUGUAUUUCCACGUAUACGCUGCCCUGCUCUUCCCCAACACAGUGUUCCUGUUGAGGCAAGGAGGAAGACCUGGACGGGGAGCCAAAAAACAGCAGUGAUUCUGGGAAGAGUGCUGGCAGUCUGUGCAGUUCUUGGAGCAUUAUGCUGUGGUUUGCAUGUCCACGCUACCUUGUGGCUCUAUGGACUGUUAGGAGACUGGAAGCGUUUCAGCUGGGGGUGGUGGUUGGUGCAUUUCUGGGCUCGGCUGCUGGAACUAACCUGGGGUUUUUUCCUGCUACUAAUGGGAUCCUGGGUGUUCUGGAGGCCUGUCACCUGCCGGGCAAGGGAGGAAGGAGGGCAGGAUGGCAGCACAGUGGAUCUCCCAACUCCUGGUCAGUCUGUUGGUUCCCCUCAAAGACAUACAUGCUGGUCUAAGAUAGUCCAAAGUCUGAGAGGUAAACCCUGCAGAAAGUCUGAAAGUAAUGGUGUGGGAGGCGGAACAGGGGGAGCGGGAGGACCAGGAGAAGUGCCGAACAACUGGGCUGGACAAGAGCGACCUGGAGCUGAUAUCAGCAAGAGUCUUAUUAGGAACCAGGACCAUGAGCAGAAUAUGGCCCAGCCGCGCUUGGUCAAAGACAGUAACUAUGGACGUAACCAUGGGGGCCACCCUGAGGACCGAGGCAUAUCUGAGGAUUCCACCAGCUCCCUGCUGAGACUGCAGACUCUGGGUCAACCUCCACAUCGCUCAGUGAGUGGCAGCCUGGAUCAGGACAGAGAUACAUCUCUGUCUUUCUAUGAAUUUGACCUGCGGCCUCCCUCCCCUAUUGACCUGACUCGCAGCAUUGACGAGGCUCUGCACAGAGAACAUUUGGUCACAGGAGGGAGCCUGUUUCAUCCUGUAAUCCAGACUCCUUCUCCGGGCUCUGGGAUCAGCCAGGAGCAUUGGCUUCGCAGGAACAGUGAUCCUCAGCUGCUUUCUGAGAGCAGCGAAGCCCCAACAGAGUCUUCCAUGCCUCUGGGGGGUAGCGUUCUCAGCAGCGUACCCAGCAGACAGGUGACUGCUCCACCCACGCCAUCCCACCAGGGUCACAGGUGGGCUGGGAAUGGUAUGGUCAACGUUCCCUCAUCAGUGUCUUGCCCAGUGUCGCUUCGCCCCUCCAGAACAUCUACAGGGAAUUUGGGUGAGGAUGGCGUGGAUGACACUCGGCCAUUUAUCACCCCAGAUUCUGAAAGGGCGCGAGCAAGAGCUGGGAGACCCGUUGGUUCACGCAGUUACCUGGAAGUGAGUCGACAUGAUGAUUCUGCCAGUGUCAGCAGUGAAAUUAUAGACCUUUGAACCACACAAUGGACAUAAAGACCAGUGACUGCACUUCAGAUUUUCACACGUUUGUUUCAGAUUAAUGCAGGGGAGAUCUGAUCAGACUUCCUCAAGUUGGCUUAAAAAUAAGAACCAGUUUAAUAGAAACUUUAGGUGAUUGAUAUUAAGAUCAUCACCUUUAUCUUUAAAGUCAUUUUGUUUCAAAGAUUUACCAGGUGAAUGGAUUUUACUCUAACUGGGAGAUACGACAUGUUUGACACACUACCCACACAGCUCUUUCCAUUUUUUUUCACUCACAUAAUUUUAUCAUACGCUGUUUUUCCACUGCAAGAACCUUUUUCAGGAAUCAGGACAGUUUGUUUUUCACUCCCAUUAUUUCCACUGCUAGAGCCAGAGCAAUAUCAGCAGGGUAAAAAGUAGAAAGAAAUCUUCGGGUAGGAAAAAAAAAAGAAAAAUAGCAACUCAUAGUGAGUAUCUCAGUGUUUUGUACUGCUUAUAUACAAAUACAAUAAUAGAAUCACCUAAUCUUAAUGGAAAGAUAAAUUAAAUGACUUCUACCAAACGCUGACUGCAUUUGUUCAUCUGUAAAGACAAAACUGGUUUGAGACAAACUCUUGAAUCUGUGAUGUGUGUUUUACAAAUUGAUUUUAGGUUACAUAGAAAUCAGGCAUCCGACUGCUGUUAAGCAUGUGUUAUUCUUACUCCUUCAAUGAUACAAUCUUUAGUUUUGAAUUAUUUUUUCUUUUUCUUUUGUUAGUGUAGCCACUGUGAAAUAACUACAUAGGACACCGGGCUAUAUACCGGUGGUCUAGCUGACUGAAGCUGGAACUCAGAGCAGGAAAUCAUAACCAGGUUCAGAGCUUUCUAGUUGCAAGUUGGAAAAUAAAAGGUAUUAAGCAUUUGUUUUAGUGACAUCUACCACUAGCAAAGCAAGCUGAUAAUAUACUUCUAUUUUAUUUUAUUUUUCUCUUCUAUUUUAUUUUAUUUUUCUCUUCUAUUUUAUUUUUCUACCAUUUUAACAAGUAGAUAAGUGAAAGCACUUAUUGUACCACUGGCUUAAUAAGAUACAUACAUCCAGAAGAGCUUAGUUCAAAGUUUAUACCAGUAACUUCCUUUACAAUGUGGAUGCACACAGCAGGUUUGCUCUUUGCCUUACAACUUUCAGUGUUGGAAUUCCGACUUUAGGAGACAUUCUUGUUAUUCCGACUGACCUUGAUAUUCCAAUGUCCAAGUACAGCUUGGUUUCCUCUCUUCUGGUCGGAUCCAAAUAUGGGUAAAGUCUGAGUAGACAAGACUUGUUUAAUUUGACACCGUUGCACAUUUUGACAAAGUUUAGAGCAGCUUUCAUAAGUUAUAAUUUGUAGUGGCUGUGAUAAAAUCAAUAAACAUGUAUUGCAGAAAAUUCCAGCUUUUUUUGUGACCUAAGCCUCUUUCCCAAAUACUGGAUGAAGAAGAUUUCAAUCAGUGUUAUUCCAUUGAUCCUGUCAGCAUCAGAAUAAACAACAUUGUUUAAUACACUGCAGUACAAACACACGCAACACACGUGCGGGCUAAAACAGGAGGGUCCGACAAAAUAGGAUCUGGGUUGCAAAGUG